AUGAAGCACCUCGCAGCUUACCUCCUCCUCGGCCUCGGCGGCAACACCGACCCCUCUGCCUCCGACAUCAAGGGCGUCCUCGAGUCUGUUGGCAUUGAGGCUGAUGAUGACCGUCUGGAGAAGCUCCUCGAAGAGCUCAAGGGCAAGGACCUCAACGAUCUCAUCCAACAAGGCAGCCAGAAGCUCGCAUCCGUCCCGUCCGGCGGUGCUGGUGGUGCCCCGGCUGCUGGUGGCGCUGCCGCUGCUUCUGGCGGCGGUGCUGCCGCAGAGGAGGAGAAGCCUGCCGAGAAGGAAGAAGAGAAGGAGGAGUCGGACGAGGACAUGGGCUUCGGUCUCUUCGACUAA
This is a messenger RNA of Coniosporium apollinis CBS 100218, 345 nucleotides long. RefSeq lists its product as uncharacterized. Gene Ontology annotation, biological process: cytoplasmic translational elongation. The coding region runs from base 1 to 345 and encodes 114 amino acids. The record is from RefSeq and is a predicted model, not a curated record. Gene Ontology annotation, molecular function: structural constituent of ribosome. The transcript is spliced from 2 exons. Lineage: Eukaryota; Fungi; Ascomycota; Dothideomycetes. Gene Ontology annotation, cellular component: ribosome; cytosolic large ribosomal subunit.